This is a messenger RNA of Lymnaea stagnalis (great pond snail), 21010 nucleotides long. NCBI's taxonomy places the organism in Eukaryota, Metazoa, Mollusca, Gastropoda, Lymnaeidae. The record is from the annotation of a GenBank genome assembly.
UCUAAUAUCCACUCCUGAGGCCGUAUGUGUCUAAUAUCCACUCCAGAGGCCGGAUGUGUCUAAUAUCCACUCCUGAGGCCGGAUGUGUCUAAUAUCCACUCCUGAGGCCGGAUGUGUCUAAUAUCCACUCCUGAGGCCGGAUGUGUCUAAUAUCCACUCCUGAGGCCGGAUGUGUCUAAUAUCCACUCCUGAGGCCGGAUGUGUCUAAUAUCCACUCCUGAGGCCGGAUGUGUCUAAUAUCCACUCCUGAGGCCGGAUGUGUCUAAUAUCCACUCCUGAGGCCGGAUGUGUCUAGAAUUAUCCAGAAAGUUUUAUAUACCGUUUUAUACCUGGAUAUACAUAUUUGCAGUUUGCAGCCGUAUGAAGUGGGUUGGGGUGAGGCAGAGGUCCGUCACGGGUGUAAAAGGGUGGCACGGACCCCAGCGACGCAACGUGCUACAUACAGUGCUCAGUUCAAAACGCACCCGCUUGCAGCGCCACUGUCGGCUAGUCCUGUAGGCACACUACACACAACAUUAAGUUUGCCCAAGUUGCGUUGACCUGGUUUGCACUGACUGCUCCACGGUGUGAGACACUUCGGAUGAGAACCCGUUCGUGUUGCCAGUUGAUGCCUUAUCAGUGGAUGGUUGUCAGUGGAUUGAUGUCCGUGGAUGGUUAUUGCUGAUUCUUCUUCUGUUAACGGUAAGGGGCCUACUACUUACUUCUAUGUGCGUUUAUCGACUAACCUGAACACAUAAUGACCAACACUGAUCUCGACCUCUUGCUGUCAUCGUAUGUUGUAUGAAUAAUGCCUGCGAAAACUGACAACAGCUGCAUGAUGACCUUCUUUUCCUUUAUUUACUUAAAUUCCAAAAAUUAAAUUUCAAUAAGGCUUAGACAAACGUUAACAGUUUUGUGGAAGAAAAACUAAUGACAGGGUCAUUUGUAGAUGAUUAAUUUUGUUUAGAUUUUUGUUCAAAGUAAAAUCUUGAGCCCUAGGUUUAUUCAAUUCAUUCUUUUGUGAUACCGGUAUUCAUUUUGAUUUAUCAUAAUCCUGCUCAUCAAAGUCAUCAAUGUUGGCAAAGGCAAAGGUGAAUAAUAUUGCAUAAUCCUAGGAAAUUGUUAUAUUUCCAUUAUUAUUUUGUUUGAUUAUUUUUUUUCUAAAUAAGGAAAGGUAGGCUUUUUCAAUGUGUUCAUUUCUUGAACUUCAUCACGAUCAUCACCAUAAACAUUGUUAUUGACGAAAUAAGAUGCGUGUGCAUGGAUCACGAGUUCGUCUAGUAAUUAUGGAGUAGGCCUCCUUCAGACCUGUUGACUUUUAUGAUAUUGGCGACCAAUUUACCUCAUUUGCACCCUCUUCCUUGCCUACAUCAAUGACCUGCCACAGGUGCUAACGACUAGCUCUGCCAUGUAUGUGGACGAUUUGGUAAUUUGGAGCACCGGGAAGGAUGUCCACCGCCUGCAGACGCUAUUACAGCAGGACCUUUCUGCUAUCAACAGGUACAUGCGGCGGUGGCAUCAGGAAAUUAACACCGAGAAGACGGUCUACUCACUCUUCACAAAUGGGCGGACCAUUCUCAAACAGGAGAUCGAGCUCAAGGUGGGCGAUGUAGCGCUAAAGUGGGACAAACAACCGGUCUACUUGGGAGUUAAGCUGGACCAAAAGGUACAAAUGCACAAUUUUGUACAGGACCUCUGCUCCCAGGCGACCGCCAAGCUUAACCUGGUGAAAAAAUUGGCUUGCACAAGUUGGGGCGCGAACGCAAGUACGCUUAGAGCUCUCUUUCUAAGCAGUGUAAGGUCGGUGAUGGACUACAGCAUGCCGGUCCAAUCCUUUGCAAGCAAGACCGCAUUGGAAAAACUGGGCCGAAUCCAGAAUCAGGCACUGAGAUUCAUCUGUGGCGCAUACAGGACUACUCCCACAGCUGCUGUAGAAGUCUUGGCCAAUGUAGAACCACUACAAAUUAGAAGGGAAAAAUCCAUCUUAAAUACCGUAGAGAGGUACCGACGGCUCGGUGAAAAUGAACCAGCCUUUCAAAUGCAAAAUAACUGGGUGGGUGGCAGGAGACUAAAGAGGUCCUCUUUCAUGCACCAGGUCGUGGAGCUGGAGAGGACAGUUCCCCUGCCCCCAAAUAGAGAACGACUGACCCAAAUCCCAGUUAAUCCGCCUUAUGCGGAACCCUCACGCCCCUCCAUACAUUUGGCCUUGACAGAUGCAGCAGUGACGAAACGAAGCCCUGAACAUGUACAGAGAGUGGCUGCCCUUGAGACCAUGGAUGUGUUCACGCACAUACCUGUGAAAGUGUUCACGGACGGCUCUGCUGACUUUAGGAAAAAAACUGCUGGGUACGGUGCGCUUAUUCAGUACCCAGUAGGUGGACCGCCCGAUGAAAAACUCUCCGGGCCUUGUGGGACUACAGCGUCAAACUUUGACGCGGAGCUUAUAGCUAUGCACAAGGCCUUGGAGAGAGUCCGUGUCACUCUGGAAGGGACGGAGCAUGCGGGGCUCGAUAUUGUCGUCUUCUCAGACUCAAGAUCCGCUCUUGAGAUCUUGGAGAAGAGACAGGGUACCACAAGCUUGGUCGACGUCAUUCACAACGACAUAUGCAGACUUGAUGAAAUAGGGUGCAAGGUUGAAAUGCAAUGGAUACCAGGGCAUGUCAACAUCAGUGGCAAUGAGAUAGCUGACACUCUGGCGAAAACCGGGGCAGCCCAGCCUCAGCCAGAAGUACCAAUGACUUUCUUGGGAGUCAAAAACUGGCUGGCGGACCACUUCAGACAGAAGUGGUACAGGCAAUGGGCUGACAACACGACCGCCAGAGGCGUCUAUUCGAACUUGCCUACUCCUAGCAAACAAGACCCAUGGUGGGGGUUAGGUCGUAGAGUGCAGAGUUUAGUAACGCAGAUGCGCACCGAGCACUGCCCCCUGCGCACAUAUUUCUGGAGGUUGGACAACAACAGAGAUCCUACCUGCCGGCACUGCAGCCUGGCCCCAGAGACCUUAGAACAUCUGUUGACGGAGUGUCCCGCACUAGAUCUCCCGGGGGAAGCCAGGGCGGUUGGAGGAUCCUUUGUGAGGGACAUGUUGUAUGGCUCAGCUCAACAGAUGGAGUUGAUAGCCAAUUUACUAGCCGGGGUCAUAAGAGAGUAAUCUCAGACCUUCACCAGAAUAUGUGCGUUAGUUAGUUAGGUGUCUUUUGCGAUUAUCCGUCAAAACCCAUCAGAACAACAAUUUUUUGAGACCCGUUAAAAAUUGAAAAUCCCCAACGUAAGGUACGUUGGUCGCCGUACGAAUUAAGUACGUCCCCAGCACGGAAAGACUAAUGUGUUGGUACAAGGACAACAAUAAUACAGCGAACUGUUGCUAACUAUAUAUGGCAACACAAAGCAUUAGUGUGACGGUAACCGCGAAACAUUGUGGUGAUAUUUUUAAAAACUUAAUAACUUAAUUUAGAUGACAAUCGGCUCUAUCAGAAACACAAUAAUUAUUGUUGGUAUAACAUGUUUUAUGAAAUUAAGGUCGGGGAGGAAAGACUAGAGACUGUAGGUCGCUUGAAAUACCUAGGAGCAAUAGUCUCAGAAGAAGGCCCCAAGCCCGAACUGAGGUCCAGGAUUGCGCAGACUACAACAGCACUGUAGAGGCUCACAAAAUUAUGGAUCAACAAAAAUAUAGCCCCCAGCACCCAAAUCAGGCUGAUGCGCUCAUUAGUCCUCUCCAUUUUCCUGUAUGAAUGCGAAUCCUGGACAUUAACAGCCGAUCUUGAAAGAAAAAUAAAGGCGAUGGAGAUGAGAUGCUUCAGAAUCAUUUUUGGCAUCUGCUAUAGGGACCCUAUCUCAAAUGAUAGGCCUACUGUGAAAGAAAUGAUUCGUCAGGCAAUGGGGGAGUACGAUGACCUACUGGUGACUGUGAAAAAAACGCAAACUACAAUGGUACGGCCACGUAACAAGGAAACAAGGGCUUGCCAAAGAAAUAUUGUAGGGCACCACAAGAGGAGGGAGAAGAAGAGGAAGACAAAGAAAAAGAUGGGAGGAUAACAUCAAAGAGUGGACAGGACUAACAUUGAGCGAUGCUGUGCGCAGUGCAGAAGACAGAGACGAAUGGAGGAGGAUAGUUCACAUGUCAUCUGUGGCGCCCAAACGGUCCAAAGUCUAAGCGACAUGAGGAUGAGGAGGAUAGUUCACAUGUCAUCAGUGGCGCCCCAAGGGUCCAAGGACUAAGGGACAUGAUGAUGAUGAUGAUAACAUGUUUUAGGUUGUAAUAAUAUUAUAAAAAGCAAAGGGCACUCAGGGGUCUAUUAUGCAUUAAUUACCCCCGCCCCCCCCCCUUUUUUUUUCAAUCGGUUAUUUAUUAAUAUUCACUAUGAUCUCUUUUUUUAUGAACAUAGUGUAAAUAUUGAUACUUUCUUCCAUCAUUCUUCGAUGUAUGCAGAAUGUGUGCGUGAACGAAUUUCAAAAUAUCUCACUAUUUCGGCCGAAAUUCUCGUUAAGCUUUUGGUUUUGGCUUUGGUCUAAAGCCAUUUUAAACUUUCGGCAUAGUUUCGGUCGAAAUCAGAAAAUCACCUUCGGUCGUUCUCUAGUAUGAAGUCUUUCUACGUAUGUUUCGGAUAACUUUUCAUUGAUUGUUUGUGUUUGCCUUUAAAACAGAAUUCCCCAAAACUAUCCGUAAGUUCAUUCCAUAAAUGGUGGCUGGGCCUUUUGGAAAUACUAUAUUAUUUUAAACAUACAUAAAAAAAUAAUCAAUACUUAUGAACUGUUUAGUUUAAUAUAUAUUAAAAAAAUAUUUUUCAAUAAUGAAAGUGUGAAAAAGUUUUCCUAGAUAAGAUUCUUAGUCAAGAAAUAACGCUUGAAAUAUUGAUUGGGGACAAUACUUGGGAUAUUGAUAAGUCUUGACUCAUAAGAUGACGGAAUUGGACAGAAUUUUUGAGCGUUUAAUAGCCAAUGUUUUAAGAUUCUAUAUUCAUUAGAAACGACUUCUAAAUAAGAAUCUCAGGCGGUCUCUGCGUUACUUAAACGUGACGACAUUGUGAGUAAACGUGGUGAUAAGUGUAGGACACACCACCUAGCACCAGAGGGACCAUUUAAAGCUACGUUCAGAUAAAUAUUACAGAACAAAAAUGCUCAAGAUAUUUAUAUAACCAGCCAUUCAAGAAUCUGACCUACGCGUUCGAUAGAGAGCUACUGGGCAGCAACAGAAAUCAGGAUGUAACUAAAUCAAUCAGGAAACUUGAAGAUGCCUCGGUCAAAGCUUGUCUGGAGGUAAAUGAAACGAAGACAAAAAUAUAUGAUAAUGUCGCGAAAGACAACAUCAACAUAAACAACCACAUCUGAAUGCUUUCAAAAAUCUAGGGGUGACUAUAAAUGAGGCACAAUUAAAUAAUGACGGAGUUGAAAUAAAGGAUAGCAGCAGGCAAACGUUCCUAUUUCAGCCAACAAAACCUACUAGGAAGCAAAAAGCUCUCAAAGGGAACAACGAUUAUCAAAAGACCAGUAGUAUUUUACGUUAGUGAGACUUGGUCCUUGACCAGAAAAGCAGAGAACAUGGUCGAUACAUGGGAGAGGAAAAUCCUCCGGAAAAUUUAUUGCACGGUGAUAGACAAUGAUUUUUGGAGAACCCGUACAAACCGAGAGCUAUAUCAAAUUUACAAAGACCCUCGCAUAGUCGCAACAACAUAAAAAAAAAAAAAAAAAAAAAAAAAAAAAAAAAGCCGACCGCUCUGGACAGGGAAUAUUGAAAGGAUGCCGCAUUGUAGAGCAUCAAAUGUAAUCUACAGGCAGAAACCUAGAGUAAGACGGCUCCCCAUCCGAACAAGACAAAGAUGGUCGAUGAUGUAGAGAAGGACGUACACCAGUUGGGACUUCGCACAUGGAGACGGAAAGCCAUGGAUCGAUCCGAAUGGAAGGGUGUGGUGCAGCAGGCCAGGUCCAUACACUGGCUGUAGUGACACUGAUAAUGAUAAUAGCACACAGGGUGGAUGGGACUCGUUAACCUUGGAUGGUACUCAUCUAAGUGAAGGAAACCUUGGAUUCAAACCCAGCGAUGGAGUCCCGUAGGCGGAUAACAUUGACACAAUUAAACAUUCCGACAACUCCUGCGGCGCCACUGGUGCCAAGCUGUAUCAUCAACAUGCUUUUCCCUUGGGUUAUCCAGUGGCAUGGAGAGAGGCUAUUUGAUAUGUAGGGAACCAUCUUAUAAUCUUAAUAAUAAUAAUCCCAGGCCUUGUGGGCUUCGACCUGUGAAGUCUACACCAUGAUCAUUUGCCCUCCCCCCCCUGAAUUUACCGGUUUCAUUUCAAUUGCUAUGUUCUUUGGCACCUACAGUAAUAAAAAACUUAACAAGCCGACCAAGUUUGUCCCCCCCCCCCAUUAAAAAACCCCUAGAAAUGACGCCCCUGAUGGAGUGUUUGUCACAAGCCAAAGGGUACGUCCCAAGUGGAAUUUGACCUCGAGGGUCUGAUGUUACUAUAACAUCUCGCUGAAGCUGUUUCUUCUUCUAGCUCGCAAUCCUAGCCUUAGAUAAGGAAUUGGUAUUAAUCCUUCUUACAUAAGUUCAGUAAUUGAUCUCUCGUUAAACCAAUUACAUUAUGUCACAAAGUAUACCUGGCCGGAAAGGGGAUUUUAUUCUCUCUAUAAUGUUAUAGCUGCAGAAAUUAAUAGAAAGCAAUUAAGAGUGGUUUCAAAUUCUUGAAUGGGGGAUCCCAACCACUUGUGUAAACUACAUCUCAAAGACAAUUAUUUUAACUUAUAUUAACAUAAAAAAAUGUAUUCCAAGAAAGUCGAGAUUUCCAGUGAACAGGAACAUACAAGUCUUCAGGGAUUUGGUAUGGGGGUUUUACAUAUUUAUUCCGGUUGGAGUUUUUAAAGAAUGGUCAAUUUUACCAUAACUUCCCCGCUUCCAAUCUUCCCAAAUACAUGGUUUGGCGUUCGGUGACGUAGAUGUUCUCCAAUAGAUCCGCGGAAAAAAGACGUAUCUGUGGCAUUACCCGCGCGUUCUGCAUUCAAAGUUUAAACCUCAGUGUAGGUGCGACAAUGUUUCGCCGGUGGCACCAUCUAAACACUAGGUGGGUAUGGCAAAGGCGUCUCUCUAUUGUUGUUUUUUUUAGAAUCCAUUUCUUGGGUAUGGGUAAUGGACGAUUUCUAUUCUUUACUUAUGUUACGCAUUAAUAUAUAUUUUUUUUAAAAAUGUUUAAGCUCCGUGGAUACUCGAUAUGAUUCCUAACAAUUAUAUCAUGGUUGUGGUGGUUAAACAUACAGCCUUACGCUCAAUUUGAGAUAAUGGUUCAAUAAUUGCUACAUGGCUUUACAAAAAAAUCAAAGACAUGUUCACUAGGGACACAGUUUUGAUAGCACCAGUUUUUUUUCAAAAUAUUCACUUUAGUACGCAUCUUGUCAUGGAAUAGGAGCUUGUCUCAUGCAAGGCUUUGAUAACAAACAGAGACAAUAUCUAUACUUAAGUAGAUCUUUAAGUAAAGCAUAAUUUUUAUCUAAUUCAUAAUGGAUCGUAUAAUAAAAAUUGUCAUGAAGUUUUUGGAAAAACAGGUUGUGUUAAACAAUUUCUGCUACUAGGCUUAUAUACUAUUUAUGUUAAUAAACAGGAGUAUAAUGUGUUACGUUUUGUAAGUGAAUAGUCAAUUAUGUAAGGAAACACUAUUAUGAGAACGUAGCGAUGUGAUUGUUCAUUUUAUGUGUUUCAGUAAAGAUGGGUACAUUUAAUUAUUUAAUACUCAAAAUGGAGUAUUUUGGACGUGGAGCUGCUGGAUAUUUUCUCAUAAUCUUUCUUUGUUAGUUUGAAAUCGAAAGGUCAAGCAAACAAAAAAUGUUCAUCGUCUUCGACCCUGUUUUUGAAUUGUGGUUUUGCAAUUCCCGGACAUUUUUCAAGGAGUAAAAACGGUUAUUUCCAUUCACGCCAUAUAACUUAAAACAACAUACAAUAAACGUAUAGUUUGAGUGUAUAGUUAUAAUGGCAUGUGUGUUCUUUCUAACUCAGAUUGAGGUGUUAAAAAGGAAUUGAUCACAUAACACGACGGGUCACAGGACAUAAUGGCGAUGACAAGACACUUAUUAAAGGCAUCCUUCAGGCAGUUGACUUCUGGACAAAGGGUACUACCAGUGCGAGCUGCAUCCACGGUGAAUGUUGGAACCGACCAGGUUGAGGCCAGGCCGUUUGAGGAGAUGCCAGGUCCUAAAGGGAUCUACCAAUGGCCUGUCAUCGGCGCAAUACUGCAUUUUAAACCAUUCAGUAAGUCUUAAGGAGAAAAAUUCCCGAAAUGUAAGCAUCAAGAAGAGCAUGGGAAGAUCAUGAUAUGAUCUUCAAAAUGUCAUGAAAUUCGAUCUUUAAAAUUUAAGACAUACGAUCUUUAAAAUGUUAUGAAAUUUUAUAUUUUAAAAAUUAUGAAAUUUAAUCUUCAACAUGGUAAGAAAUAGGAUUUUUUAAAAAAAGAAAUAGAUCUCAGUUACAAUUAGACAUUGAGUGAGUGGACAAAGCAAUUUUAGCAAUAGUAAUUAUAAAUUAAAUUUUAGUUAUACUUAAAAUUGUACCACUUUUUUUUAUAAGGCUAAAUUUUAUUCUUUACUUUUAAAUAUAGUUUUAAAAGUAAAGCUCUAACUGCCUGUUCCAACAAUGCUUAAUUUCUUUUUCAGUGGAACAGGGGAAGGGGGCUAGGAGGGAGUCAUUGUGACUUAAGACUUGGCGUACAUUCUCGUCCUUAAGUUGAGCUCGUCUAUAAGUCAAGUUCAUGUUUUUUUACCAAAAAUUAUUAAAUAUGCUAAGACUGGUGGAUAAGUGUCAAUGGUAAAUCUAAGGGGCAUGAAAUUUUGUGAUUUUUAAAAUCUACCCAAAUUUUACUUAAGAGCAAUCGCUGCACUGUACUAUAAACUAUGACUGGUAUCAUUAGGCCUACGCCUACACUCUCUCGCGGUCGGUGGUGUCUGCUGACAUGACUGCGAUUAUCAUUUCAGUGUUCUCUAUCCUCCCGACGAUCGGAGAGGGGCUGACGGACAUUGGUAUCAUAUUUCAGAUAAGAAUAAACAGCUGUUUUUUGGUCUCUUUCUGUGUGAUUGUGUGCACUGUGUAUCCGGUAUCUGGUUCACGGUACAGCUACCGGUUAGUACACUAGCACUACCGGUAACGUGUCGGUGCUGCCGACAUUCAAUCGCAACUAGCACUAACCCGUGGAUAAGUCGACCCUUUGAUUUAAAAUGAAGUUUACGACUAAACAAUUUAGAGUUUUUACACGAAUAUAUACGGUAAUGAGUUUUCUUAAUAACUAUCGCCCAUAAAACUUUAAUGAAAGAAAAAUAAAUAAAUAGAUAACAGAAUUAUGAUGUAGAAUAUCUAAUUUGUUUUUAUUUUAAACAUUUGUAAAAACACGUGUCUAAUGAUUAUUUAAAGGGAUCAUUCAAUGGCAGCUCAUAAUUACGGCUUAAUGAACAGUGUAAACUCCAGAUGUCCGAAAUAUCUUAGUACAACACAUUUAACAAUGUUCACCUUGCGUGUCAAAGAUUUGUUUAAACAAGAACAUAUUAAGUACUAGUCGACCCGCGAGGUAGCAUACGUCGAAGAAUUGCUCAUAGUUGAGUGAGGACUUCGUGAAAGACACAGUUGUCCAAACGGGGUGGGUUUGAGGAUACAACUGUGAUUGCGUGAAAAGAUGGAACUCUGGAGAGAGCUACAUACAACUCUCCGUGACUGAAGACCGGUUUUGGUAGAUAGAGGCAUAUCUUUUUGAAACUUUGUCCCUGUGCCUUAUUAAUUGUCAUUGCAAGGGAUAAUCUAAGACGAAAUUGUCGCCGUGUAAAAGUAAAAGGUAAAUUUGAAUCUGAUGUUGUGAGGGAAAUCCGGGAAAUAAGGACAGCUUUUGCGGUAGCAGCUGCAAUAGUUGGACACUCCAGCACAUUGCAGUGAUUGUUGGUAACAGUCAGUCUAGUGCCAUUACAGAGAACUCUUGCUGGCAUGAGGUUUCUGAGAAGCAUGACAACUGAACCAAUUUUAAUUUUGAGUUUAAGCGGAGGCCUGCCAGUGGGAGUAAGACUGUUUAUAAAUUGUUCGGGGAAUGACAGUUGAUCUGCGGGAUCGUGUGUGACGAUGGAGUCAACACUCGUGAAAGUUACUUCGUCGGUAGGGAUAAGUUUCAAAACUUCUUCAUUAAGAUGUAGAGAGUCUUCUUUGGUGACGCUUAAUAUAGCUCGCGUACUGAGUUGUUCCGGAGUGAAAGUUGAGAAGUCGAUGUUACCUUAUAGUUGUUGAACGGGAUUAGAAUUAAGAGGAAAACAAUAUGAAAGUAAUUUAACAAAUGUUCCAUUUUGUUCGUCUCCUGCACUGAGGAGCCAUUAGGCGAAAUCUUGUUCGUGAGGAAGAGCUCUCAUUUUUGUUGUCAGUGUAAGGACAUGCAUGUUACGCCAGAAAGGAUGUUUGUUAAUGCAACCGGCGACAGUAAAUGCUCGGGAGCCACGCAUAAUGAUGGCGAGGAUUGUCGGAAAUCCCCACCCAAUAGAACUGUUUUGCCUCCAAAUGGCUGCGUGUCCCCCGUGAGGUAACGUAAUAACCUGUCAACUGCCUGGAAUGGGUAUGCAUGUGUCAUUGGGGCCUCGUCCCAUAUUAUCACUUUGGAUUUGAGAAGAUGUUGAGCGUGAAGUGAAGCAUAUGGAAGUAGUGGUCAGCUUCAAGGGUAUUUUAAAACCGAAAUGUGCAUUACGUCCACCUGGUAACAAUGUUGCAGCUAUUCCUGUCGAUGCUACCGUUGUAGGAAUGUCUCCCCCUACCUCUGAUGGUAUGAAUUAGGGUUUUGUAGAAGAACGUUUUGCCUGUUCCUGCAGGACCAUCUAAGAAGAUGCAUGCUUGUCACGGAUGGGAAUGGCUGUAUGCAGCGUAUAGAACAGUGUCAACAGCGUGUUUUUUUCUGUGUUGAGUUUGUUGGAGUGUUCCGUAGCGAGGGGCUGUUGAGCAUGAGCGUCGAAGUAGGGCGAUGAAUAAGACAAUGGAAGAGUGUCAAUGACGGGUAGUUGUAAGUUUUGGAGGCUCAGGCCAUGUAGUUGAAGCAUGUUAUUAAUUUCCGCGAGAGUAUACAUGUAAGCGGUGUGUGUCGAAUGUUCACUUCACAAACUAUGUAUUGUUACAAUAAAAUAUCUUUAUUACACAUUAACCACCAUCUUGAACUGCAAUUACUCACAAGACCACACUACACAAUAAUAAUACGUCAUAUCCCUUUUCGUGCAAUACGUCACAAAAUAUCAAACAUUUAAUGAGAAUAACUUCCCAUCUACUAAAGUUACUUGACAAAAAAUGAACUCAAGUAACGCACAUUUAAGAAUCUCAGUGUUUCGCUACACCCCUUCCCCCCAUGAUACGUCACUGCACACUUUUUAUUUCACGCCCAUGAACUAUAUUGAUAUUCUCAUGUCCCAACCACUUUUAAACCGAAUAUUUUUUACACAAUACUUAACUUGAGACGAUUUCGGACCGAAAAGAAAAUAUUACGCACCAAACGCAAUUGCGUUACUAAAAAAUUAUAUCAUAUAUAGCGUAGUUAUCGGGAAUUAUAUUUUGCGCGCUAGUGAACUCAUUAUUGAACCACACUCUGGCGUAUCUAUAAAAAGCCUGCGUUUUGUUUGACCCGUCUUGUUUGACCUUUGCUGGUGAUUUUAUAUAUAUAUAUAUAAGAUUUUGAGCUAUAUUAUUGCUUGCCGCAUUAUUAUGAACAACAAAAAAUUCUCUUUAUUUUAUUUUUAGCCAAGUACACGCCAGAAUCAUUCCAGUCUUUGAUAAAUCAGUUGUUUGAUACACACGGUCCAAUCUUCAAAGCCAAUUUCGGUUUUAAGUCAAUUUGGGUAUCAAAUCCCGCUGACUUUGAGACCGUGUACAGGAAUGAAGGAAAAUACCCACAACGGACCCCCCUUGGGCUUUCUGUGCAAUAUUUUAAGAGGAAUAACCUGAAGAUGGACAUGAGCUCAAUGUAAGUCAUCGGAGAUCGGAGUUUUAAACUAUAUUAAAAAAUAGUAUGAAUACAUUGCAAAUUGCUGGAGUUUGUUGCAAUGUACUUCUUACCUUGGAACGUUUACAUGACAUUUAAAACGUGCAGCUUCACUAGGUAAAGUCACAUCAAUACAUUUAGAAAGUAUAGACAAAGUCACUUCAAGACAUGUAAAAAUUAUAGGAAAAGUCAUAUCUAGAAAUUCAAACAUUUACAUAUGUUUCAAACGGGGCAGUAAAGUAUUUUUAAACGCAUGAGAUUAUAACGGUACGACUGGAAAUAUUUGCUUUUUAUCAGCACGUGAUCAAUUUAAGCACUUGAAAAACGUCUACCAGCUAUUUCUGAAACUCGAGAGUUUGUUCGACGUUACGCAUCGCAUGAGUCUUGGAUUUCAUGAGAUGGUGUGCAAGCAAGCGGGGUCUCUGGGAGAUAACACAAUCACCUUACAGUUAACAAUCUAAGCCCUUAUGCAUGUAUGCAUGCACUAUGUUAACUCACUUUUGGUGCUGGUGAGCAUUAACAAAUAAUUUGGAUGGAUCUGGGCCCAAGCAAUUUUAUCUGAAUCUCUCAAUGUAGGACUACCCAUUUUAGGAAUUGGGCAUUGUAAGGUAUAUACUGAAUCUCAAAAUGUUUUAAUUAUGCCCUCAUCAUGAUCGAAUAUAAGUAAAAUGUAUUUUGCUGUCUUAAGUGAUAAGUAGAAUUAAACUGGUUUUGUUGACACUAACAUUAUUAGGAUUCAAAAAGACUUAAUGUCUCUACAUUAAACCACAUUCUCCCCCCCCCCCCAAAUUCUGUGUCACACCAAAAGCAAUGGAGAAGAGUGGCACGCACUACGUACUCCACUCAACAAACGACUGAUGAAAGCUGACUUCAAAAAAACUUAAUGUCUCUACAUUAAACCACAUUCCCCCCCCCCCCCCCAAAUUCUGUGUCACACCAAAAGCAAUGGAGAAGAGUGGCACGCACUACGUACUCCACUCAACAAACGACUGAUGAAAGCUGACUCGGCCUUAUAUUACCUGGGGCCGCAAAACGCAGUGGCUGAUGACUUUGUCAAGAUACUUGAGUCACGUGACCUGAAAGCUGUGGACCAGGCUGACCUGUUCUAUCGCUACGCCUCAGAAAGUAAACGUUUUUCUGUUAGAAAUAGCGAAAGAAGAUUUGAGUUGUGUCCCUUCAGUUUUACUCAAACACUUUAUGUAAAAAAUAAAUAAAUGAAAUAAAAACUUAAUGAUUUUAUUUCUCAGUUCAUCUUUAUGUACAUUUAUAUAUUUAUGGUCAUCCUAAUACCUCAUAUACGUAUUACAAAAUUACAUUGUCCACCGUGUCGUCAUGUCCAAGGUAUUGGAGUUGUGACGUUCAACCAGCGCCUGGGAUAUCUAGGUGGCCAAGUGGACGAAGAUUCGGAGAGGUUUCUGGAAACCACCAAAAGUAUGUUUCAACAGAUGGGCAUCUUUAUAUCCGGCAAAGCACUCUCUCCAAACUGGUACAGAACUUCAUUUUACAGAGAGUACGAACGAUCAUAUAAUCUCCUGUACAGGUUGGAAAUUGUACUGUUUGUAUGUGGUGUCAUGUACAAUUUUUUAAUGUAUUGUUUGGAUAUAUAUAUAUAUAUAUAUAUACACACACACACACAUAUAUAUACAUAUAUAUAUAUAUAUAUAUAUAUAUUGUACAGGCUGGCGAAUGUAUGAUUUGGAUAAGAAUUUGAAGAUACGUGACUUUUUUCUGUCGUGCAUUAAAUAUAAACAAACAAGUUUGUUGUUUUCUAAUUGAAGAGAAUCUAAGUGUCUUCUUGUUUAAAAUAAUAUACUUUAUAAAAUGUAUCAAUUCACUUUUAUCUUGAUUCUUUAUUUUAAGAAUAUUACAUAAAUAUCCUAUUCUGUCAGGAGAAUUCCUGAAUUAUAGUAUACUUUUUAUUAUGCAAACGUAUCAUUUAUAAGUGUUUAAAAAAUGAAAUAAUUUCCAGAGUCUCGGAUAAACACGCGCGAAAAGCCAAGGAUCUCAUUGAACAGAAGACAAGGGACGGAACUCUGAAUACAGAUGAGCCUAACUUACUUCUCUCCCUUGCCUCAGAGAAAGGGCUUUCCGAAGCUGACGUCAGUAACAUUAUGCUCUCAAUGUACUUUGCUGGGACAGACUCGGUGAGUACUUUUUUUUCGGAUGUCUAUUGUAGAUGAGUGUUGAUUGAUGCAGUGAGUAUCUCGUAUUCAUUUUUUUAGUAGUGUGGUGUUCAUUGAUGCAAUUGUAUUUUGUAUUGGAAUAUUUUUUUUUUUUUAGUGGGGCGUUGAAUGAUUCAAUGAUUAUUUUUAAAUAUUCUCUUUUUACUCGCAUUUCCAUCUGGUUUUCAAAUCGUAAUUUCUUUGUUGACACCAGUGACUCUAUCGCUCAGUUGAUCGUUGUUCAUCGCGCCCGCUUCGUUCAGUGAACGGCUGGAGAAGGGUGGGUAGGGGAGCGCGUUCCGUUAUACUGUAUCGUGGGAGGCGAAUUGACCCUGUCGCUCAAAGUAUCGUGGUUGACCGCGUUUACUUCCUUGCGUGAAGGGCGGUAGAAGAGUGGGUGAGAGUUCUUUUUAGCUUGAUGCCUAGAUAAAGAGAUAAGUCACAUUGACCGGUAUUUUGUAAGCACUCAUUAUUUAACAAAGUAAAUAAAUCUAUUUUGGUGUAUAAUUUAAAAAUUACAAUUUAAUGCUAAAAAGAAGAAGAAAAAAAUAUAUUUAAAAAAAAUAGACUUUCUAUCGAAAAUAAAAUGAAACGCACUCGAUUAUGGAAAAUAAUUUAAAUUGUCUUUAAAUUUUACAUGCAAAGAAAGUCUGUGCAGAAAGAAUUUAAAAUAUAAGAAUACUAAUUUAUUACAUAAACAUAUUUAGUUCGUUUACAUUCAUUUCGUAUUCUUUGGCUGCAUAGACUGCUCAUAAUACACUUCUGCACAAUCUUUCUUUGGCUGCAUAGACUGUUCAUAAUACACUUCUACACAAUCUUUCUUUGGCUGCAUAGACUGCUCAUAAUACACUUCUGCACAAUCUUUCUUUGGCUGCAUAGACUGCUCAUAAUACACUUCUACACAAUCUUUCUUUGGCUGCAUAGACUGCUCAUAAUACACUUCUGCACAAUCUUUCUUUGGCUGCAUAGACUGCUCAUAAUACACUUCUGCACAAUCUUUUUUUUGCUGCAUAGACUGCUCAUAAUACACUUCUACACAAUCUUUCUUUGGCUGCAUAGACUGCUCAUAAUACACUUCUGCACAAUCUUUCUUUGGCUGCAUAGACUGCUCGUAAUACACUUCUGCACAAUCUUUCUUUGGCUGCAUAGACUGCUCGUAAUACACUUCUGCACAAUCUUUCUUUGGCUGCAUAGACUGCUCGUAAUACACUUCUGCACAAUCUUUCUUUGGCUGCAUAGACUGCUCGUAAUACACUUCUGCACAAUCUUUCUUUGGCUGCAUAGACUGCUCGUAAUACACUUCUGCACAAUCUUUCUUUGGCUGCAUAGACUGCUCGUAAUACACUUAUGCACAAUCUUUCUUUGGCUGUAUAGAUUGCUCAUAAUACACUUCUGCACAAUCUUUCUUUGGCUGCACAGAGUGCUCAUCGUAUCCUUUGGCUGCAUAGACUGCUCGUAAUACACUUCUGCACAAUCUUUCUUUGGCUGCAUAGAGUGCUCACCUAAGCCAGCUAUGGUCACACGCGAGACUAGCUUAGUCACGAAAUCUCGGAUUUGGGUCAUUUAUUUUGAAUGAAUAUUAAGUAAUUAAUUAAAAAUUCCGACAAUAGCCGUGUGGUAUAGAUGAAAACUAGUUUCAGCUUUGAAUGAAGCGCAAGUGACCAAGUCGUGGCUCAUAACAUGCAAUUAAUAUCGGGGGUUCAUAUACAAAAUUCAAAGUGUAAAAUGAAUAAAACAGAGUAGGGUUAAACCUGAAAAAAGAAAGGCAACAAAACAACGAACGUGUCGGCAGAAAGCCUUCGUCAGCGAACAAAACAACAGAAAAAACGGUAUAAAAAUAAAGAUAAGAAAUAUCACUUAGCUUGGACGUAGCAUCAAAGUUUCAAAGUGGUUGAAUAAGAGAGUGAUCACGUGUACAAACAUUAUGUAAAACUCAAAGGAAAUUCAUUUAUGUGUCCAUGUCUAAGUAGAAAUUUAAAAAAAAAAUUAAUUACACAUAUAUUCAAAGUAGAGAUAGAUUAAACAAUACAUGUUAUUAAGUAUAGCAGAAGAAAGAAAGAAAAGGGCAGGCUACGCUGGGCGGGACGCGUAGAAAGAAUCCCAAAUGACAGAAGGAGCGAAGAAGGUGCUGGGUGGCCAAGCAACCCGGGUGGAUGGGACUCGUUAGUCUUGGACGGCAACCCAUCUUAGAGAAGGCAUACUCUGAAUUUAAACCAGGAACCCGAAUGAUCAACAAAUUGAUCGUGGGCCCCUCAAAUAUAAGAAGAAGAUAAACAUUAGGUUUAUAUAGAUGGAUGUGGAACAAGAUCUACAGCAGAUGGGAGCCCAAGCAUAGAAAAGAAAAAGCAUUAGUUUGGUCCUGAAUUGAAGGAAGUAUUGAGGCACACAAUAUCUAGCGCCACAAGGAUGGAUGAUAUUUAUAGUAUUUCAAAGAAAAAGGUUACAUUAUAUUAAUAGCUAAAAAACACUUUAAAUUUAAGAACAGAUUAUAUAAUAAAAGAUUGUUUUGAACACUAAGAAUAAAUUAUUUAUUUUCUUCUUAUCAGAAUUAUUGCAUGUAGUCAUGUGGCUAGUCCACAUGGAGUCAUGUGGGUAGUCCACAUGGAGUCAUGUGGGUAUUCCACAUGCUAAAUCUAGAGGGGGAUUUUAAUUUCAAACAAUCUUUAUUUAAUUUUAUUCAACAUUUCCUCAUAAUAUCAAUGCCUAUUUCGAUCUGAAAUUCUUUUUUUUUUCUUUUGAUAAGACAUAGUCAAGUAGAACAUUUUCUGUUUUGUGAUUUAGACGGCAAAAAACCUGCAGGUCUUUUUCUAUAACUUGGCCAAGAACCCAGACAAACAAGAAAUUCUGAGAAAGGAAAUUUUGGAGGUCAUUGGCGACAACGGUCCCGUUACGGACCAUGCUCUCGCUAAAAUGACUUAUUUGAAGGCAUGUCUUAAAGAAUCUUUCAGGUGAGUGGGCGUUAAAUUUAUGUUUAGUCAAAUUUAAUAUUUAUUUACUUUUUUGGUUAAUGUUUUUGCAAUUUACAUGAUUUAUCUGAGCCUCUGCGCUCAUCUGUUUGUACAGUUGACUUUAAGUCAUUUUUUAAAACGUUUCUAAAAUAGAAUAGACAGCGAGAAAUUAAUCCAUCAUGUUUAAAAAAGAAGAAGUUUUCCAUUUGCGCUUGCAGAUUAAACUAUCCACUAAUAACUGGAACUGUUAGGAUUCUACCCGUCGAUGUCGUCCUCAGUGGAUACAAAGUUCCAGCUGGUGUAGGUGUAAUGUUUGUAUUUAAUAAUUUAAUGGAUUUCACAUAAGGCAUGCUUUAACUAAGUUGACAAAAAUAGAUUCAUAAAUACCAGAAAGUUUGUAAGGUUGAUUAUUAAGGAAACCGCGAAACAAUUUCACAAACAGGAAUCGGACAUAAAAUAUUAGUAUCAUGACUAUUUCUUUAUUUAUCAAACUGUAAUCAUGUUCAGCCCCAGGCCCGCCAGACUCAUAACUUGACUUUUUUUUUUAGCAAAUUCUAACCAUGUUCAACCCAAGGCCCGCCAGAUUGAACUUUGAAGAUCCAGACAAGUUUUUACCAGAACGAUGGCUCAGGUCCAAUGAAAGCAGGAAACAGGACUCCACCAAUAAAAUGGCCGUGCUGCCAUUUGGUCAUGGUCCGAAAAACUGCGCUGGUCGACGUUUUGCUGUUCAAGAAAUGUAUCUGGCCACUGCUAAGGUAUUGGGUUUGUUUGAUGGCUCAGCACAUUGAUUUUUAUAGCUGUUACAUCUGAAUGCUUUUUCAGACAAAUGGCAAGUCCAAGUAUUUAGAGAAAUAAAAAGUCCCAGUAUUCAGAGAAAUGGCAAGUUACAGUAUUCAGAGAAACGGCAAAUCGCAGCAUUCAGAGAAAUGGUAAGUCUCAAUAUUCAGAGAAAUGGCAAAUCACAGCAUUCAGAGAAAUGGUAAGUCACAGCAUUCAGAGAAAUGGCAAGUCACAGUAUUCAGAGAAAUGGCAAGUCACAGCAUUCAGAGAAAUGGCAAGUCACAGUAUUCAGAGAAAUGGCAAGUCACAGCAUUCAGAGAAAUGGCAAGUCACAGUAUUCAGAGAAAUGGCAAGUCACAGCAUUCAGAGAAAUGGCAAGUCACAGCAUUCAGAGAAAUGGCAAGUCACAGCAUUCAGAGAAAUGGCAAGUCACAGCAUUCAGAGAAAUGGCAAGUCACAGCAUUCAGAGAAAUGGCAAGUCACAGCAUUCAGAGAAAUGGCAAGUCACAGCAUUUAGAGAAAUGGCAAAUAUCAGCAUUCAGAGAAAUGGCAAGUUACAGUAUUCAGAGAAAUGAAGGGCCCCAGUAUUAAAAAAAAUGAAGAGUCCUUCUAUACAGACACAUUAACAGUCACUGUAUUCGUCGUAAUUGCCAUUGCGAGAAUUCCUAGUAAUUGCUAGUCCCAGUAUUCAGAGAAAUGGCCAGUCCCAGUAUUAAGAGAAAUGGCAUGUCACAGAAUUCAGAGAAAUUGCCAGUCCAGGUAUUCAAAGAAAUUGCCAGUCCCAGUAUUCGGUUUUGAAAUAUAUUAGUGUUUUAUACAUUAAUAAGAUUAAUCAUUUACUUAAAAACAAUUAAUCUAUCAAUUUGUGCCCUAGGGCUCCUGCUCUUAAGCAGUUUUCCAUUUCAAAAAACAUAUGCUCUCAAACAGUUGCCCAAUUCGAAGAAAUUCAGUUAUCAAACAGUUACCCAUUCCAAAGAAUAUCAGCUCUCAAGCAGUUUGUCCAUUUCAUAGAACAUCAGCUCCCAAGCAAUGGUUCAUGCCAAAGAACUUUGACUAAUGCUUUUUUAAAAAAGCUCUCCAUGCCUAGACAUUAUUUUAAGAUCAUGUUUGAUCUUUUUCAGGUGGUCCAAAAGUUGAAGAUUGAGUUAGAGCCCGAAUCCUGGAACACAAAGUUCAAGUACUCAAUGUUCAUUGAACCAGAAAAACCUUUGAAAUUUAAAUAUUCAAAACUUUAAACUGCCAUCGUUGUAAAAGAAAACUAAGAAUUCUAUUAAAAAUCCCUUUAUUCUAUUAUGAAAAUAAAUAAGAUAUUUAAAUCAUAAAUAUGGAUUACUGAAAAGGUGUCACCCAUACACCCCAGACCUUUCACAGGCACAAAAUCCCAUUCCAACAAUUUAACUGAACGAAUGAAAUUUGUUCGUGCAUUACAUGAAUUAAAAAAAAAAUUAAUUUAAUGUUUAUAAUACCAUACUUGUACCUAUAAUUGUGUUAAGUUUAUGUAAAACAAAUAUGGUAAUAUAUAAAUUGAGUGAAUUUUUCGUUUGUUCCAAGCGUGAACAAAUAGGAAAAUGACCAAGGCAGUGGCUAAUUGGGAUUUAUAAAUUAUAAUUGGUAUUUUUAUAAACCUUUAGCGUCGUCCAUGUUAACGAAGAGCAAUGGAGACAGAUGCGACGAUAUAAAAAAAAAUAAUAAAAAUUUUAACAUUCAUUUUAACGCAUGAGAAUCAAUCUUUUAUCUUUGAAUUUCUUCAAAAAAAAACAAAACAAGUCUAAUGCCUAUACAAGUCAAAGUAUGUGUGAUUGUGAUCCCCUGGCGUAGAGGUAAAAAGGGGGGCGGGGGGGGGGGAAGGGUGCGAUGUUUAAUCAAGAUAAGUCACUGCUGUGCGUCUUUUUGGUGUACUCUGUUUUUAUUUGGAUUUUUUUCUAUGUAUACGGAGCGAUGAUUUUUCAAAAUAGUAAAUGAACAAGAGCAAAUUAAAAAAAUAAACAAACCAAAAAAAAAAAAGGAGAAACAAAAAUAAUAAGAAAAAAUUACAAAAAAAAAAUGUCUUUUUGGUGUACUCUGUUUUUAUUUGGAUUUUUUUCUAUGUAUACGGAGCGAUGAUUUUUCAAAAUAGUAAAUGAACAAGAGCAAAUUAAAAAAAUAAACAAACCAAAAAAAAAAAGGGUUAAACAAAAUUAAUCAGAAAUAAUUACAAAAUAAAAAGGUUCGCUGUUUAAUGCAGCAAUUUUCUGUAAGUCUACGGAUAUACUUAUUGUAAUCAUGUUAAGACCUAACAGUUUAGUGCUUGGAAUAAUGGGGGGUGGGGCUGCUCUAUAUUAAAAUUAUCACAUUGUUAAGUGGCGUGCAUAAGAGGUACUUUGGCAAAACAAUGGUUUUUCCAGAAAUUGCGGUUCUUUUAUUAACUUUUUUACCAACUUAAUAAUUUAUAUGUUGUUCAUCAGUCGGGGGUCGACCAUGACCACUUUGUGCAGUAUGUGCAGGGGAAUGAUGGGUCAUCUCCGGGAGCAGAGUCAGACCGGGCCGUCCUUCCAUGUCUCUUGCGCUCUCCGGCCGCUGUUCUGCCAACUUCAUGUUGCAUGGAACUCCCUUGCAACGCCAUGAAGUUCGAUCCUUUGCUUUUUCCUCCCACGUGUCUGGGUUUACGUUGAACGCUUUCAGUGAGGCUUUUAUGUUGUCUUUAAAGCAUUUUUUCUGUCCGCCAGCAGACAGACCGCUUUCUUUGUUCAAUCUCAAUAUAGAAAAUUUAUAUACUAUGUGUGGGGAAAGGACAUGUGCAAAAACUUUUUUCAGACCUAUCAGCUUUCAGUCUGACUACGCCCCUGCAUUGGUGGGUUCAUUUCAUAAGUAGACCCAUGUCUCAAGGGACCCGAUUUGUUACACGCGUGACCAUUUAAAUCCAUUUUUUCGAUUUCUUAUUUUUUAUAAUCUCAAAAAAUGUCCAUGUAGUAGAUUCAUUACUUGUAUGCCUCUUGUAUGCCACUCACAAUAUGUUUCUGUCUAAAUUUUAUAAAUGACACGCAUGACUCGCGAGUGCCACACAUACAGUGACAGUGACAAGCGGUGCAAGACACUCGACAAUGAAAAACCACCGUGAUUUGUUAAUUGGUUGCACGUCUUGAAUUUGAAUAAAGGACUUAUUUUUGCGAUCUAUUAAACUCAGAUUUCAAAUGUU